Molecule: messenger RNA, 864 nt
Organism: Uranotaenia lowii
Lineage: Eukaryota; Metazoa; Arthropoda; Insecta; Diptera; Culicidae
Exons: 5
Coding region: 103-774 (223 amino acids)
Source: RefSeq, a predicted model, not a curated record
UACAAUUUUGUUGUCUGGUGUUGAGGCUUAACUGCGAUUACAGAAACUCAUUUCUUUUCUAUAAAUUAUUGAUAGUUGCCUACUGAGCAGUUAAUCGUAGUCAUGAUGCAUAAGUCAAUGUUCGUAGUACUUUCGCUGGCACUGAUUGCUUCUGUUUCAGGAAGCCCAAAUCAGGAUGCAUUUCAAACGAACGUCCUGCUCGGUAUCCAGAGGAGUUUGCUGGCAUUCGAAAGAAUAUGUUUGACAACGACCGGAACAGGCAAGGCUUACAAAUGGCUUCAAAACUCACUGACAACGAGCAUCGACUGUAUUGGGGAAGAUGCGCGCUCGAGUAUGUCGGUGGAUGACCUUUGCCGAGAUAGUAACUCGACAGGUUCCUGCCUCGAUCCGGUUAUUGAUGCUUUUGCCCAAUGCUGGCCGCGAGAUGCGAAGACGAAUGCCUUCGUUCUGAGGAAAACCCGAGACAAUAUCGUUGAAAUGAUUUGCUCCGGGGAACUCGUCAAAGGCGAAGAUACCGAUGCUGCCAAGAAAAUGGAAUGCAGCGCCACUGUGCGCAAAGGUUUGGUCCAAUGUAAAGUUCCGAUUUUGUUCUCGGAUUUGACUGCCCAGGAAUGUAGAGACAUGGAAGUAGGGCAAACAUGUUUGCAAAACCUGCUCGCUACCUGUGAGGGCGUAAAUUUGAGUAAAAUCAUCAACCUUCUGUUGUUCAACAUCCGUACGGCCAACAAUUGUGAUCAGUCGUCCGGAGGAGAGCUGGCGGAAAAUGAGAUUUAAAUUAUAGCUUAGUGUUGAGAAGAAUACUCAAUGAGGUGAACGAAAUUUCAAACAAAUCAAAUAAAUACGAAGGAAGGUCAAAAUCUUUAA